Messenger RNA from Vicia villosa (hairy vetch), 696 nucleotides. RefSeq lists its product as uncharacterized. Bases 1 to 696 code for a protein of 231 amino acids. The transcript is spliced from 2 exons. The record is from RefSeq and is a predicted model, not a curated record. Lineage: Eukaryota; Viridiplantae; Streptophyta; Magnoliopsida; Fabales; Fabaceae.
AUGACUGAACUCUCACAAGAACGUCUUAUACAUCCUGCAAUUCCAAGAUUUGAUGGGUUUUAUGAUCAUUGGUCCAUGCUAAUGGAAAAUUUGUUGCAAUCAAAGAAGUGUUUGGGACUUAUCGAAAAUGGCAUCAUGGUCGAUCUUGGAGAUCAUUCUUAUGCGGGAUACAACACAAGAUAUUUAGGAUGCUAUGUGUCGCAAAUAUCAGAGUUCUUCCGCAAGGUCAAGAGAACACACCUUCAGACACUAAGAAAAGAAUUUGAGGAUCUUGCAAUGGGAGAAAAGGAAACUGUUGACGAGUACUUUGCAAGAACACUCGCUAUUGCCAAUAUGAUGAAUGCACAUGGAGAAAAAUUGGAGCAUGUUGCAGUUGUGGAGAAGAUAUUAAGAUAUAUGUUAGUAACAUUCAACUAUGUCGUGUGCUCCAUUGAAGAGUUCAAUGAUGUGACUACAAUUUCCAUUUAUGAGUUGCAAUGCAGCUUACUUGUGCACGAGGAGAUGAUGAAAGGUCACAAAGAAUUCAUGGAAGAGCAAGCACUAAAAGUGUUCAAUGUAGGAAGAGGUAGAGAAAGAUCAUGGGGCAGAGGACGUAUUGGAGGCAGACAAAGUAAAGAGUAUGUAGAAUGUUAUAACUCUCACAAACUAGGUCAUUAUCAGAGUGAGUUUCCUAGCUGGGAAGAAAGUGUGAGUUAA